Messenger RNA from Diatraea saccharalis (sugarcane borer), 5760 nucleotides. The record is from the annotation of a GenBank genome assembly. Lineage: Eukaryota; Metazoa; Arthropoda; Insecta; Lepidoptera; Crambidae.
ACAUGAACAAGUAUUUUGCUGAAGUGCCAAAAAAUUCGAAUGAAGUGUGAUCGCAAAUUGAAAUCGAAUUUAAAAAAAGAUUUUGUACCAAAUGUUACAUAUUUUUGAGGGGGUUGAAAACGUUGAGAAGUGAUCAUGGAACUCGAUUGCUACAAAGUGGAAAUUCUCCAUUAUCUCAAUCCACACUUAAUUUGGGUGGAAGUGACAGAUUCAAAGAGGGAUGAAGAAUUUGUUUUUGAACAGUUAGGUAUUUACGGGCUGCUACCUUAUGAGACCACGAUAGAUUUAAACGGAGAAACUUUAAAAAGUCAACGAUGUCCUGAAUGGAUAGCAGCUGCGACAGUAGUGAUGAAGAAGGUUCUUGGUAGUGCUGUAGAGGUUUUCUUUCAACAAACUUUUAUUGACAGGAGGUCGUCUAUUUUUGAUGACAAUAUUCAUAAAUACGGUGAACUAAUUGUUAAUACUGUGGAUGGUAGAAAAUUAAAACUAAGUCAAAGUCUCGUUGAUUCUGGAUUUGCCCUCUACGAUGUUUGUCUCUUUCAUCAGGAGCUAAGCCUAGGGAAUUUAAAAACGAAGCUUAGCAUUGUAAAAGCAAGAGAAGUAAUCAAGUAUCUAGAAAAAGAUAACAUAGAUAAAGUUAGAGAGUGUAAGGUCAAGAAACAAACAGCCGUUUUACAAGCAGCACAGAGUUUUGAAACCACUCUAACAAUGCAGAAUUUAGAAAGACAUAAUCGUCAGUUAAGUGGUAUGGCUAUAGAUAAUUUGAUACAAAAGAAAAUGAAGGAUUUUGACAGGUGCAAAGAUAUAGACGAGGAAUCCAUUGGCAGAGCUAUCAGCUUGAAACAAAACUUGAAAGAACAUCAGUCAUCAUUACUGAGGAAGAAAAUGGAAUUGUUCAAAUUACAAAAAAGUCAAAAUUCGAAUAAGGAACAAAAGAAUUCUCAAAAUGAUCCAUUGAAAGUCCUGUUAGCUGCAAAACAAGUUUUGGAAGUUGAUGCUAAUACAACAGGAAAUAAACUGAAUGCGGACGAUUCUCUGUUCUCUGAAGAAAAUAAAUUUCAAGAAAACAGGAGCCAUCAUUCGUCAAGUGAAAAUGAUAUUGUUAUUAAUACAGAAAAUAAUCAAGUAACAAAUUCUGAGAAUAUUAUACAAAAAAAAAGAAAAAGUAACAAACAACAUAAAAUAUCAGAAUAUGACAUUGUGACUGAAAAACGGAUUGCAUUUGGACCCCCUGGGUUUAACCUUACUCAGUUACCAAUGAAAAUUGUCCCAAAAGGAAAAGAAACUGAAGAAAUAAACUUGGUAAGUGAGAUUGAUGAUAAAGUGUUUGUUGAAAGAGAAAAAGAACCAUUUGCUGAUGUCGAUUCAAUGGUUAAUUUUGAAAUUACUGAAAUAGAUAGACUGAAAGAAAUCAAAAAUAAACACGUUAACUGUGAUGAUAAUUACUUAAAUAGACAACAAACCAAAAAUGCCAAUGCAGGAAGUUUAGACAAUACUACAACUAAUGAGCAGAAACAAGAAUUUGCAAAGCUAAGGUCUGCUGUAUUGCAGAGAAAACUAAAAUUACAUAAAGAGAUAUCUUCAAAACAAUCUGAUCACUCUGAAACUUUGCUUGGUGAUAGAAUAAACAAAGCUCUCUCAGAUACUUCUCAUUCUGAUACUGUUAAUGAAGAUCUCUUAGAAAAUUCUAAUUUUAAUACAAUUAAUAAAGACUCUUCCACAAGUAUUGAUGGUAUCCAAUCAAAAAAAGAAGGAAAAAAGUCAGAAACUAUAAAAUGCGAUUAUUUAGACUCUGAUGAUGAUGUCACUGAAAUUUUUGAAGAAAUGAAUGUAAAAUAUGGUGUCCCAACUGUCAAAAUUCAACCAGAAGCUCCUAAGGAGGUUAUUAAGGCAGAUAGUGCAUAUAUAAAUAAUGUAAAUCCUUUUAAGAAUGUAGACGAUACAAUAUCUGUGUUUGUUGAUAAGUUAGUGGCACCUGUACUAAUGGUCCAUUCAAAGAUGAAUCAAAGGAUUGAACCAUGUUCUAAUUUAAGAGAUGCAAAUUUUAACACACACAUACAGAUAGUUUUAAAAAAUUUAUCUAUUGUGCAUCCUAUGAUGUUGCAAAUGAUAUCUUGGCCAGUGAUUUUACGUGGUUUCAGUUUAUUUUUGGUUAGUCCUUUAGGGAGUGGCAAGACCAUUGGGUACUUGCCUGCAGUUUGCCGUUUAGUAACUGAUUUUACUAGUGAUAGCAUUCAUAGCGUCGGACCUAUAUGCAUUAUAGUUUGUGCGACAGCUCAGUCUGUAGCAGAAGUUGAUAAAUUAGCUCGAAUGUUUUUAGGGGUAGAAGAAAGAGUACUGUCUUGCUUUGCUGGCAUGGAUGAACUCCACAUGACCACGUCUUUACUUAACGGUUGCGAUUUAUUCAUCUGUACACCAUCUGUGUUAGUCAGGUUAAUGCAACUCACCGACUUCGGAGUGGAUUUACGUCGCCUUUCUACUUUUGUUCUUGAUGAUUGCGAAAGAUUAUCAGAAGUUUAUGCCAAGGAAAUCAAAUGUUUCCUUGCUAAAAUCAAAGAAGCAGAAAACAAGCGCGUAAAUAAAGAACUUAAGGUACAAUUUAUAGCGGCGUCUAGAGUAUGGUGCGAAUUCAUGGCACCAUUAGCUAGGAAAGCGCCGAAUUCUGUGAUUUGUAUUGGUGCAUUCCAGGAAUGUGUACUUUAUUCAAAAACUAAUACCAUUGUUGAUUUCGUUAAGAAAGAGAAUAAAAUAAAACGCGUGUUGGAAUUUCUUAAAGGUAUUGACGACACCAAAAAAACUGUCAUUGUUUGCCGUUCUGACGAUGAAGUGGAAGAAUUAGGUAAGGUCUUACGGAAUCAUAAAUAUGUCGUUUUCAGCUGCAAUAACACUAUGACUGUUGAAGAAUUAUAUGAUUUGAGUCAAUGUUGGGUAGAAUAUGAGGAACCUUUACUUGGGCCGAUAUUAAUUUGUUGUGAUGGUAAUUUAACACAUUUGAAUGCCACUGACGCGCAUUAUUUGAUCCAUUACUCUCUACCUCAUUUAUUCUCGAUGUUCUGUAGAAGAUUUUCUGCUCUUAAUAAUAAUUACUCUUCAAUAUUCAAAGAAGAGAAACAAAGUUUAAAAAUCAAGGUAUUCUUGGAAGAGGACAAUCUGGAACAGCUUCCCAAGAUUUUGAAUUUCAUCAAAAGAUGUACUGAUGUGCCGGAAUUCUUAGAAAGUGUAAGUGUAAAAAUAUUGCAAGAAAAAGAUGUGAUCAAAGGAAAGAAUCUUGUUCCCAUUUGUGAUAAUCUACUUACGUUAGGCGAGUGUCCUGACUUCUGGAAUUGUCAAGAGCGACAUGGUAUUUUUAAGCAAUAUGAUCAGUUGAAAGAUUGGAUGCCAAGAAGUGGUGUGGUCACAUUUAAAAUACUUCAUUAUCACACUGCAGUACAUUACUCGGCGCGACUGUUAUCAAACUCGACAAAAGGCAACAAAAGGAAAUAUCCUCAAACAUAUAAUGUGUUGCAUAUGAAGUUGGGAAUGUACUUUAGUAAAGAAAGCAAUAGGAAACUGCAUGGAAUACCUAAAGUUGGCGAUAUUUGUGCAGUGUCAGUAAAGCAAAACUUCUUUGCGAGAUGUCAGGUGUUAAAGAUCCUUAACCGUUACAAUAACGGCACACCAAAUUGCGUUUUAAUAAAUUUGCUGGAUGAUGAAAGAUUAGAAAGAGCAAGGGAUAUAUUUUUGUACCACCUACCCGAGGAUUUGAAGAGUUUUGAAACACAUAUUGUGCAUGUAAGGUUAGUAAAUAUACGCCCUAAAGAUAAUGACAUUACUUUUUCAGAUCUUGCUAAAAAUCAGCUAAAGAAAAUCACUGAUAAAGAAGAAGAUUUAUAUUUGAGAGGCGAAGUAGUAAUGACAAUUGGUAAUUGUAUUUUUGUCAACACUUUAGAAGCGUGCCAUGAACUGACCUCUUUGAAUGAAACAGUCGUGCGAUACAAUUUCAAGAAAGAACUAUUAGAAACUCAUGCUAUAACUAAUCCUGACCACAUGACAAAAUUAAGCAUUCUUUGCAAAGACUUUGAUUGUGCUGAAACAGAAGUAAUCGUUACAGAAACAAUAAAACCUAAAAAGCAGUCACCAAAGCCCCAAUGGGCGCAUUUGGAGAUACAUGAUUUUUCACAAGUGUUCUUUGCAUCAGCUGUAAAUCCAGGGACCUUCUUUGUACGGCUCACUAAUUUCGAACCUUGCAUGAAAUUAGUGUUGCAAGAGAUUGAUAAAUACGUCAAACACAAUCCCAACCCUGUAGUAGAUAUACAUGUUGGUGAUAUACUUCUCGCUAAAUUUCCUGAUGAUGCUACCUUUGAGCGAGCUAGAGUUGAUGAUAUACUCGGCGACGAUAAAGUCAGAUGUUUCUUCGUUGAUCAAGGUGAUUGGGCUGUCGUUGCAACUAAAGAUUUACUUCAAAUACCAGAUAAGUUAGUGACUCUAAUUCCAUUCCAAGCUAUUGAAUGUAGUUUAGUAGGAGUGAAGCCGGCAGGCGAUGACUGGACAGAAUUCGGAACUAAUUGGUUCACGUACAGUUGCUUUGAAAAUAAGGAUGGGGACAUCAAACAACUUUACGUAAAAUAUUUUAACAAAAUCAAAGCGGAUUACACGGAUGGUCAUAAAUAUGGCGUUGUUUUAGUUGAUACGACUACUGAACAAGAUAUUUUGAUCAAUCAAUUGAUGAUAGACCUUAAUUUAGCGCAAGAGAAGGAAGAGGAAGUGCAUUUUUUUACUGAGUUAAACAUAAAUAAUGCCACUGCAGAAGAGAGUUCAACUGAUAGUGAAAUUGUCACUGUAAAAAAGAAUCCAAACAGUAUAUCCAAGUCACUAGUACCAGUGAAUAAUCCAAAAGACACCCCAAACGUACCUUUAGAUAACAUAUUUUUGAAAAAACCUAUUAGAUCAGUUCCAUUGGUAGAUUCCGACAAUGAAUCAGAAAACUCGGAUAAAUGGGAAAUAGUGAACGCUAAAGAAGUUGUAAGCUCUAUCAUUUCACAACCCUCGAGUACACCACCAAACAAUCAAAGUUACGCAUCUACAAAUAAAAUUUCUUCUACCGAGAAUUUGAUUAAAAAUUCAAUGUCCAAGAAUAUUCCUGCAAUAUCGUCUUCGAAAUUAGGCUUUGAAAAAAGUUGUUUAAGUACUUCCGUUAUCCAUGACGAACCUAAAAGUAUGUCCAGCACAUUAGACUCUGAUGACCUGUCUUCAGCAGAAGGUUCCCAAUUAGCGGAAAAAGCGAUUAAAGAAAAACAAAAUGAUCAUAAUAGUACAGAAAUCGAUGAAUUACGAAAACCGAAAUUGGUUUGGUGGCAGAACAGUUCAACUGUAUAUAUAAAAAUACAAUUGAUCGGCGCCGAAGAAUACAAUGUAGAAAUUAAAGAGAGAUCAAUUAAAUUCUCAACUUAUUUGAAUGACACAUAUUAUGGUUUUGAUUUCGAAUUAUACGGAGUGAUUGAAAGUAAUUGUUCGGUACAUAGUAAUAAAGGACAGUACAUAUUAGUGAAGCUUGCUAAGAUUAUUAAGAAAAAUUGGUUAACUUUAACAAGAGAUGGUUGUAUGAGGAAAUGGAUCGUGUAUGAUGUAGAUAGUAUAGAUACUUCGUCUGACGAAGAGGAUGUGCCAGUGAAUUAUUUAGCCGAGAUGGUGAAAAGUACACACAACAGAGAUGCAGGUUCUGAAAGUGAUGACGAUUUGCUGGAUGAUAUUAAUUUUGAAUACAAACGAGACUACGAUUAA